AUGAGAAAGUCGAAGGCAUUUGUUCAGAAGUGGGUACAGCGAUAUAAAGUGGCUAAAAAUGUCGAUGAUUUACCAGAACGUGGCUCGAUAGGAAAAGUGGACAAAAAAGAUGAAGAAAGAAUAAUUAAUUUGUUUUCACGGAAUUCUGCUUUAACGCUGCGGCGAGAACAAGCAAAAUUAAAGGCAAAAGGUUUAGAUAUUACCUAUGAAACUAUACGAACUCAUCUCCGUACACAUGACCUGAAAUGGCGCAGCACAAUUCAGACACCUUUGUUGACUGAAAAACAUGUCAAAAAACGACUCGCUUGGGCGCAUGAAAAUAUCGAUACAGAUUUUAGUAAUGUAAUUUUUACUGAUGAAUGUUCUAUAUGGGCACUUUGUAUCCUCAUGCGAGCCUGGUCAUCUUCGACCAAUAGGCUUGUUCAGCGGACCGUAAAACACGGAAUAAAGGUGCAUCUUUGGGGCUACUUCUCAAAGCAGGGAUUCGGCACUUUGUACCUUUUUACCGAUAAUCUUAACGCCGAGAAAAUGUUAAAAAUCUACAAAAAGGCUUUACUUCCAUGUGCCAAACGUUGGUUCAUCAAAAGAAAUGAAGAUUGGAUUCUGCAAGAGGACAACGAUCCUAAACACCGCAGUAAGCUCUGUACGGAGUGGAAGGCUCAAUCUGGCAUCGUUACAUUGGAUUGGCCAUCACAAUCGCCCGAUGCAAACUCGAUUGAAAAUGUGUGGGCAUAUAUUAAACAUAAACUUCGUGGAAGACGUACACAAACUUUGAAGUUGUCAGUAGAAUACGCCGUCAAAUUAGUAGAAAGUAUGCCUCGGAGAUGCCAGGCAAUUAUAGACGCCGGUGGUGACUCGACACAAUAUAAAGUUAGAGAGAAACGCUUACAAUGGUACGGCCAUGUUCAAAGAAGACCGGAAGACCACAUGGUCAAAAUAGCAUUAAACUUACCAACGACGAAACGGAAACGUGGACUGCUCCCCCAACUCUUGGUUGACGAAUUGUCGGUAAAUGACAUAAUAUCGCAUCUUGAAGACAACGAUGACGUAUUGUCAGCAGAUAUUUACAUAACACCCCCAGAUAAUUACGACAAAAGUGAUGAAGACAGUGGAGAUGAGGAGUCUUCGAACAUAAAUCACCUGUCCAGGCAGCAGCUCUUAGCACAGGCUGAGUUUAGGGCUACUGUAUCUUCACAGUCUAAUUUAGAUAUUAUAGAAAGCGUAUCAAAUGAAGUUUCUAUAGAUAAUAAUACACACGGCGACUUAUCAGUACAACCACCGGCAAAGAAAAAAAAAUGUCCAGCUACCCGAAAGUGGAGGAAAGUAGAUAUUCCAGUGAAGACAGAGAAAACAUCAGAGCCACCACAUUUCUUAGAACACCUAGAUACUCCUGUUCACUUUUUUGAACUUUUUUUUGACGAAGACGUUUUUGAAUUGAUUCGCUCUGAAACCGAAAAAAAUGCUAUUCAAAAAGGUUACCACAAUUUCAAAGUUACAACUGAGGAAAUAAAACGAUUUAUAGGGAUUCUCUUGCUGUCUGGUUACAACAGUGUUGCUAGAUAUCGUAUGUACUGGGAGCAAAGUGUUGAUUGUAAUUUUCAAGGGGCAAGCACAGGAAAUACCCACCCAGAACUUGGUGUAGGUGCUUCUGUUGUUUUAGACCUCAUAUCCAAAUUGCCGCCCGGUACUUACAGCUUUUAUAUGGACAACUAUUUUACAUCUUUACCCUUGUUGGAUGAAAUAAAAACAUUAGGACACGAUGCGACGGGAACGGUUAGGGCAAAUAGGGUAGAAAAGGCACCCUUGAAAGAAGCGAAAGAUAUGAAGAAAAUGAGCAGAGGGUCUUUUGACCAGUGUACAGAUACUCUGACGAACAUCACCCUCGUACGUUACAAUGACAACAAUAUUGUUACCGUUGCCUCAACCGAAUGUGGUGUGGAGCCUUUAGCUAAGAUGAGAAAUUCUAAUCAAAAGUGUAGGCGUUUCGGUCAAAAGAUUAGUAGAGACAAGUCACUGAAGAACAAUUUUGAGAAACUUGUAUCAACACUCGAAGUUAUGUGUGACCCCAGAAGCAAUAGAGAAAACGUCGAUACAAGAGAAGCAGCAUUCACACUCUUACUAGCUUUGUGUGACUUCAGUUUUUUAUGCCACCUCUCUUUUUGGUGUGAAAUCCUAGAAGAAGAUAAUCAGGCAACCGAAAGAUGUGAUGACUUUGAUAUUUCCGUUGAAAGAAGAGGAAGAAGGAGAUUUCGAAAACAAAUCUCAGAAGAAAUGUCCCAAGACGUUGGAUUAACAUUGCCAGAUGAGUUGCAUAGACCUAUGUUAGAAUAUCUUGAGCAUCGCUAUAAAGCAAUGGAUGUCAUUUUUAUAACAUUUGGUGUUGUUCAGUCUGAAACUCUACUUAAGACAACCGAAGAAGAACUUCGUAAUAUACAUAUGUAG
Messenger RNA from Danaus chrysippus (African queen), 2442 nucleotides. Lineage: Eukaryota; Metazoa; Arthropoda; Insecta; Lepidoptera; Nymphalidae. The record is from the annotation of a GenBank genome assembly.